Trichechus manatus latirostris (Florida manatee) is the source of this 1783-nucleotide messenger RNA. RefSeq names its product abhydrolase domain containing 10, depalmitoylase (gene ABHD10). Gene Ontology annotation, biological process: protein depalmitoylation. The transcript is spliced from 5 exons. Gene Ontology annotation, cellular component: mitochondrion. Bases 227 to 1264 code for a protein of 345 amino acids. Lineage: Eukaryota; Metazoa; Chordata; Mammalia; Sirenia; Trichechidae. The record is from RefSeq and is a predicted model, not a curated record. Gene Ontology annotation, molecular function: palmitoyl-(protein) hydrolase activity; hydrolase activity, hydrolyzing O-glycosyl compounds.
AGACAGCCAAGAGGUCACCGCGUCGUGCGCUUCCGCUCCCCAGUGUCCCUGGGAAGAGGAGAUGGUUUCCUAUCCAGGAAGGCUGGGGAACGGUUCCUGUCCUGGAAUAUCUAACAGCCAACUGAGAACGUAGCCACUCGGGACCACUCAAAGCACUCCAGGCUGUCACAGGCAAAAACGUUCUAUGACAAGCGCAAAAAGGUGAAAGAGCAACGAUCCUCCGCGCAUGUGCGUUCUCCCCAAGCUGAAAAUGGUACAGGGGCUCUUUAGCAAGUUCCACCUUCUAGCCGAUGACGCAUGCGCAGCCUGCGUGCCCGUGCACGUCCCCCUUCUCUGGAGGACUUUGUGGGGCGCAGGGGCGGCUGGGAAGAUGGCGGCCCGGGUACCUUGUUGGAACUGGGGUUGGGCGGCUGUCUCUUUCGGCCCCCACCGAGGCCUCAGCGCCUUACUUGCACGGAAGCCCGGACGGGCGCCACGGUGGCUCCCAGCUUGCAGACAAAAGACAUCACUCUCUUUCCUUAAUCGACCAGAUCUUCCAAACCUGGCUUAUAAGAAGCUAAAAGGCAAAAGUCCAGGAGUUAUCUUCAUCCCUGGCUAUCUUUCUAAUAUGAAUGGUACAAAAGCACUGGCAAUUGAGGAGUUUUGCAAAUCUCUAGGUCACGCCUGUAUAAGGUUUGAUUACUCAGGAGUUGGAAAUUCGGAUGGUAUCUUAGAAGAAUGUACAGUGGGGAAGUGGAGAAAAGAUGUUCUUUCUGUAAUUGAUGAGUUAGCUGAUGGACCACAGAUACUAGUUGGAUCUAGCCUGGGUGGAUGGCUUAUGCUUCAUGCUGCCAUUGCACGGCCAGAAAAGGUCGUUGCUCUUAUUGGUGUAGGUACAUCAGCAGAUGGUCUAGUGACACAGUUUAAUCAGCUUCCUGUUGAGGCAAAAAAGGAAGUAGAGAUGAAAGGCCAGUGGGUAAUGCCAUCAAAAUAUAGUGAAGAAGGAGUUUAUCACAUUCAGUACAGUUUUAUUAAAGAAGCGGAACGCCACUGCUUGUUACAUAGCCCUAUUCCUGUGACCUGCCCUGUAAGAUUACUCCAUGGCAUGAAGGAUGACAUUGUACCUUGGCACACAUCCAUGCAGGUCGCUGACCUAGUAGUCAGCACAGAUGUAGAUGUUAUCCUCCGAAAAGGUAGUGAUCACCGAAUGAAGGAAAAAGCAGACAUUCAACUUAUUGUUUAUACUAUUGAUGACUUAAUUGAUAAGCUUGCAACUUCAGCUUGAAUUAUAUUGUGACAUAAAGAUAUACUUUAUUGUGUAGUUGGUUAGAAUCACAUUUUUAGUUGGUAUGUAAACUGAUGUAUUCAGAAGAUUGGAAGAAAGAUAGCAACUGAAAGGUGCUGGUAACUUUAGAAAGUUUUUUCCCUCUUACCUCUAUUUUGUAAUAUCACAUGAGCAUUUAUUUAAUGAUGUAUUUGCACACAAAUGGUACAAAUUGUGAAGAAAGUACCAGCUGCUGUUUCAAAAUUUCUCCUUCAAUGCUUGAUUCUUUUUUCAUUAUGUUUCCAAUUUUUUAAAUCAAGAUACUUACCUUUCUUAUGCUUAUGCUAAUUGUACCAACUCUUAAUUGUGUCCUCUUCUGCUUAGAAUUGUUUGAUAAACUUUGAAUUCUUCAGAGUUUUGUUGUUGUUUGGUACCACUAUAUAUGGAAAUUUGUAAAAUUAUUAUGUCUGAUUUUAAAAUGAAUUUCACAAAAUGUAGCAGAAGUUUAUUUAAAUAAAUUUGAAUGAUUAGAGAAAUGUC